This is a messenger RNA of Caenorhabditis elegans, 1688 nucleotides long. It is a transcript of the gene acl-5, whose product is annotated as Phospholipid/glycerol acyltransferase domain-containing protein. The record is from RefSeq and is marked reviewed. Gene Ontology annotation, cellular component: membrane. The transcript is spliced from 8 exons. Lineage: Eukaryota; Metazoa; Nematoda; Chromadorea; Rhabditida; Rhabditidae. Gene Ontology annotation, molecular function: acyltransferase activity, transferring groups other than amino-acyl groups; acyltransferase activity. Bases 2 to 1540 code for a protein of 512 amino acids.
GAUGAUUUUCCUCGUGUUUUGGUUUCUCAUUUUAUUACUUAUUUUCUUGGCGGUCACUGGAAAAACUCUCGGACUUCGCGAGUAUUAUGUCAACACUUUGGUUUAUAUCUUUGAGUGGGGAGCUACUCUGAACGAGCAAUAUGAGGAGGAAGAAGGUUCCGUCGAAGAAGAUAUGCCCGAAGAUUUUCAACACAAGAAACCAAGGCGAUCAUCAUCUGCGUCAGAUCUCGGUAUCAUAAAUCGCGAGAAAUCUGACAUCAUCGACGCGAAAUUGCAUGAGACCAAUGUACCGGAAGCAAAACAAACAACUGUCAGUGUACUUGUUGAUGACACUCUUGAUUUCAUUACGGCUGGCAUGGAAGCAGUCAUCGAGGAUCAAGUAACCAACAGAUUUUCAGCAGCACAGCUUCCGUCAUGGAAUUUAUUGAGUCGUACCAAAUACUCAUUUCAUUUUUUCAACUGGCAACUAACAUUGCUAUGGAUCGCCGGAUUCAUGUUUCGAUACUACGUAUUGGUUCCCUGCAGGAUUGCACUUUUUGGUAUUGCUAUUGUGCUCAUGAUUGUUUCAACUUCCAUCAUCGGAUUAGUUCCAAAUGCAAAAGUGCGUAAGUUCCUGAACAGAAGAUGCAUGCUCAUGUGCAUGAGAAUUUACUCCCGAGCAUUCUCCAGUGUCAUUCGUUUCCACGACAAAGAAAAUCGUGCUAACAAAGGUGGAAUCUGUGUUGCCAAUCACACUUCCCCCAUUGACGUGAUGGUCCUUUCGUGUGAUAAUUGCUACGCUAUGAUUGGUCAGAAGCAAGCUGGAUUCCUUGGGUUUUUGCAAACUACCCUCAGCCGUUCAGAACAUCACAUUUGGUUUGAGAGAGGAGAAGCUGGAGAUAGAGCAAAAGUAAUGGACAGAAUGCGAGAACACGUGAACGAUGAGAACAAGCUCCCAAUCAUUAUCUUUCCCGAAGGAACUUGUAUCAAUAACACAUCCGUAAUGAUGUUCAAGAAAGGAUCAUUCGAAAUUGGAUCAACAAUUUAUCCCAUCGCAGUUAAGUACGAUACUCGACUUACUGAUGCUUUCUGGAACAGCAGUGCCCAGUCGUAUGGUAGAUAUCUGUGGAGUAUGAUGACAUCAUGGGCAAUUAUCUGCGACGUAUGGUACUUACCAGCAAUGACCAGAGGUGAAAACGAAGAUUCUAUCUCGUUUGCAAAAAGAGUGAAAAGAGCGAUUGCGAAGAAAGGAGGCCUAAUCGACUUGGAAUGGGAUGGAGCAUUGAAGAGAGAAAGGGUGUCGAGUAAGCUUGUGACACUCCAGCAAAAACUGUAUUUUGAACGAUUAGCUCGGACAACUACUCUGAACGCCAUGUUGGAAGAAAAAAGCAGCGACAUUUUAAACAUCAUGCAAGGAAUCUCUGAAGAAGAGCGAGAUGAAUUGCUCAAGCAAAUUGACGAGCAAGACGACGAAGAAGAAAUGAUCCGAAAGAUCUCAUCGUUGAAACCAAAAUUUAAAAUUGGUGACCACGACGCUGACGAGCACAUUAAGUCUGACUAAACGAGUAUUUUUUUUUUAGUUUUUUGAUGUACAAAACUAGCCAAUUUUUUGUAUCAGAUCUUUUAUUGAUUGUUUACGUUUGAACGGUUCCAUUUGCCAAAUGAAAAUGCCAUUUUCGAAUACGAAUACUUGAUUUAUUUUUAAUAAA